CUUUUAAAGGUAUUUUCUCAGCCUGUAUGUGAGUUUGGGACAUAAUAUGCCCAAAGAAGACGCAGAGCAGGAGGAAGAAGACGAGGAGAUGGCAGCUUCUCAGGGACGGCUGACGUUCCGGGAUGUGGCCAUAGACUUCACUCAAGAGGAGUGGGAAUGCCUGGACCUCGGUCAGCGGGACUUGUACAGGGAGGUGAUGUUAGAGAACUACAGGAACCUGGCCUCCUUGGGACUUGUAGUCUCUGGGCUGAAUCCGGUCACCUUUCUGGAGCAACUGAACAAUCCCAGGAGUAUAAGGAGAGUGGAGACAGCAGCCAUACACCCAGGCUUUAUGAAUCAUCUGCUACAGUUUGUUCUCUGCUCUUUAUGAAGAGUCCUAUUUUCUCACAUCUUUAAAGGAUAAUUGCCUAUGGAAAAACUAAG
Messenger RNA from Cervus elaphus (red deer), 423 nucleotides. RefSeq names its product putative protein ZNF720. The transcript has 4 exons. The record is from RefSeq and is a predicted model, not a curated record. Gene Ontology annotation, biological process: regulation of DNA-templated transcription. Lineage: Eukaryota; Metazoa; Chordata; Mammalia; Artiodactyla; Cervidae. The coding region runs from base 47 to 370 and encodes 107 amino acids.